Molecule: messenger RNA, 1536 nt
Organism: Drosophila guanche
Lineage: Eukaryota; Metazoa; Arthropoda; Insecta; Diptera; Drosophilidae
Product: protein toll-like
Exons: 1
Coding region: 1-1536 (511 amino acids)
Biological process (GO): toll-like receptor signaling pathway; innate immune response
Cellular component (GO): membrane
Molecular function (GO): transmembrane signaling receptor activity; protein binding
Source: RefSeq, a predicted model, not a curated record
AUGGAAUCGUAUCCUCAACUUUCGCAUUCAAUACAAUACAACGCCAGCCUGCACCUCGAUAAGAAUAUAAUUACCAGCAUUCGACACUCAUUGGGACAUGAUUCCCUUAGAGAACUUUAUUUGCUCGAGAAUAAAAUAAGGGAAUUUCCAUUUCAUUUUGUUCCCAAAAACCUUACACAUUUGGAUCUCCGAAUAAAUCUAUUGGAGGUUCUCGAUGAUCAAGUCAUUGAGUUUUUCAGAGACCGUGAAGGAAGCGUCAAGCGAAACAUCGAACUAUCAGGAAAUCCCUGGAAUUGCGAAUGCAGGUCCAAGUCAUUCCUAAAAUUUCUACGUCUAAAGGAACCGCAAGAAUAUAACGCCGUCCUGAAACGAUGUAAUAUCGUCUUGUCAGGAACGUGUCCGCAGGCGUGCAUUUGUUGUCUAGAUAAUUCCACAUUGCCUUCGUUGAUUAUCGACUGCAGAUUUAAAGGACUCAAGGCAAUACCUCCAUUGCCCACACCGCGGCUUGGACAAUCUUAUCUUUAUUUUGAAGGGAAUUAUCUAGAAGCAUUGCCCCCCCAUUCCCUGCCUGGAUAUGCAAAUGUAGGACAUCUUUACCUGGCCAACAAUCGACUGACUACAAUCGAGGAGUUGCCAGAGAAUAUAACAACUCUGGACAUAAGAAGCAAUAGCAUUUCUGUGCUGAAUCGUCAGAUGCAAGACUACUUCCACCACAGAAUAGCAGCCUCCACACGGUUGAAGUUAUUUCUGCAUGGGAAUCCCUGGGCCUGCACUUGCGAGAACUUAGAUUUCCUGCACUUUGUAAAGACCCAAUCGCCGUAUAUUGAGAAUGUUACAGACCUCAACUGCGAAGACAUGACAAAACUACUGAUCGCUACGGAUGGGAUUGACUUAUGCCCUUCAGGCUUGGUGCACUAUGUAACUGUCGCAAUGUCUUUAAUGCUGGUGGUCUCAACUAUAAACUUGGCAAUUUACUUUAAACAGCCCCUCCUUAUAUGGUUGUACGAGCACAAUGUUUUGAUGAGCCUAGCCUCCCAAAGGGAGCUCGACAGCUUGAAGAAGUUCGAUGCAUUUCUAUCAUUCACCCACAAGGACGAGGCGCUCAUUGAGGAGUUCGUAGAUAGAUUGGAGAGUGGUAGCCACUGCUUCAGACUAUGUUUCUACCUACGCGACUGGCUUGCGGGCGAGUCUAUUCCCCUUUGCAUCAGCCAAUCUGUUAAUGACUCGAAGCGCACCAUCAUCCUGAUGACAAACAACUUCUUGAAGUCGACUUGGGGUCGACUGGAGUUCCGCAUCGCUCUACAUGCCAUCAUCCAGGAUCGAUGCAAGCGAUUGAUUGUGGUCCUCUAUCCCGAAGUGAAGAGUUUUGAUGAUCUCGACAGCGAACUUAAAACCUACAUGGUGAUGAAUACAUACCUCAGGAGAGAUGACCCCAAUUUUUGGAACAAGCUAAUGUAUGCAAUGCCCCAUUGUAAAGUGCGACGGGAGCCUGACCCAGAAGCUAUUGAGCUUUCUGUGUUAAACGGCAAUGCUUAA